GGAGAGAGGCUGGAGGGAAAGAGAAAACAGAGAGAGCGAGCGAGCGUACGGGCUGAUUGUGUGCGCGCGCUCAUGGGGAGAGGGAGAUAUUGCCGAGGCUUAGUGCAGUCAGCGUGCGUCUGGGGUAGAGAGGAUACGAGAGGGUGGUGGACGCAUACAGAGAGUGUGUGUGUGUGAGUGUGUGUGGCAGAGAGAUAGUGGGGAACGAAUGACCCUUGGCGCUUUGAGACUUUUGUUUUUGUAGAUGUGUGUUUGCGUCUCGCCCGGUUUGUUCCCCGGCUCGGCAUGAACGCGACGGCAUUGCGAGCCGCAACAGCGCGCCCCGUGGCGACACGAAGCUCGGUACCUCCGAGCGCGGUCGCGCCUGAGAUGGUCAGAAAAACCAUGUAAGCUCCCGCGGUAGAGAAAGGGGCAACACUCCUCUACCGACCCACCUACCCUGCUACCCCCCACCCCACCCCCCACACACACACUCGAUGUCAAAUAGCCGGCAAAUGUCGAAGAAACGAAGAGCGGGCGAAGAUGGAUUACAACAUUCAUCGUCAUCAUCAUCACCGUCGUCAUCAUCAUCGUCGUCGGCAUCAUCUUCAUCUCUGUCGUCGUCUUCGUCAUCAUCCUCGCUCAAGACGAAGGACAGCAUUGAGCAUGGCGAAGGCCUUACGGACGAAAAGGUAAAGACUUACCUGUCGCUCAACCGGCACGUGCUGGAUGAGUACGUGGCGGAAAGCGUCAGCGUGGAGACCCUGGAACGGUGGAUCCGCAGGAAAAACAAAAAAUGUGAAGACAAUGCGAGCGUUCGUGAGGUCACACGGGUGAGUACGUCGCCCCCUAACUCAUUACCACGUCAGCAUGCGGCCUCGAAGCAGUACCAGGAUACGAACGUUCAGGCGGUUGUGUACGAGCUCAACAGCCACAUCGAGCAGAGGCUGGACAUGGGCGGCGACAGCAAACUUCUGCUGCACGAACUUUGCUACAUCAUCCACAAUGCAACGAACGCCGAUGGAUUUUCCCUCUACUUCCUGGGCGAAUGCAACAACAGCUUGUGCCUCUUCACGCCGACUGGAGCCAAGGAGGGUCAGCAGAGGCUGAUCCCGGCUGGGCCCGUGGGUUUUGGCGCCACCGUGUCGGCCUAUGUCGCCAAGGUGCGACAGACGGUGCUGGUGGAAGACAUCCUAGGGGAUGAGCGGUUCCCCCAGGGCGUGGGGCUGGACCCGGGCGCCCAGGUGCGUUCCGUGCUCUGCCUGCCGCUCAUCACCGCCAACGGGGAUCUGCUCGGAGUCCUCGAGCUGCAGCGGCGCUGGGGCAAGGAGCCCUUCACCAUCCGGCACCAGGAGGUGGCCACCGCCUUGCUGGCGUGGGCGUCUGUGGCUAUUCACCAAGUGCAGGGCAGGUGGGAAAGUGCCGCUCCCAACUGUGUGGACCAGAAGUCACUUGAAGGGAUCUCAGAGGUGAGCCAUGGGCUGGCCAAGCAGACGGAGCUCAACGACUUCCUUCUUGACGUCUCCAAAACGUACUUUGACAACAUCGUCGCCAUCGAUUCGCUUCUGGAGCACAUCAUGAUCUACGCCAAGAAUCUGGUGAACGCGGACCGCUGCGCUCUCUUCCAAGUCGACCACAAGAACAACGAGCUCUACUCUGACCUGUUUGACAUCGGGGAGGAGAAGGAAGGCCAGCCUGUGUUCAGGAAAACAAAGGAGAUCAGGUUUUCCAUCGAGAAGGGCAUCGCUGGGCAGGUGGCCAAGACGGGGAUGGUGCUGAACAUUCCCGACGCCUACGCAGACCCGCGCUUCAACCGCGAGGUGGACCUGUACACGGGCUACACGACGCGCAACAUCCUGUGCAUGCCCAUCGUGAGCCGCGGCAGCGUCAUCGGGGUGGUGCAGAUGGUCAACAAGCUGUCGGGCAGCGCCUUCACCAAGACGGACGAGAACAACUUCAAGAUGUUCGCCGUCUUCUGCGCCCUCGCGCUGCACUGCGCCAACAUGUACCACCGGAUCCGGCACUCGGAGUGCAUCUUCCGGGUGACGCUGGAGAAGCUGUCGUACCACAGCGUGUGCACUGCGGAGGAGUCGCAGAGCCUCAUGCAGUGCACGUUGCCCACGCCCAUCGUCAAGGAGAUAGAGCUGUACCACUUUGACAUUGGGCCCUUUGAGGACAUGUGGCCUGCCUUCUUUCUGCACAUGGUGCACAACUGCUGUGGCCAGAGCAGCUUCGAGCUGGAGAAGCUGUGCCGGUUCACCAUGUCUGUGCGGAAGAACUACCGCCGCGUGCCGUACCACAACUGGAAGCACGCGGUGACGGUGGCGCACUGCAUGUACGUGCUGCUCCAGCGCAACCCGGGCAUCUUCUCCGAGAUUGAGUGCAAGGGCUUGAUGGUGGCGUGCCUGUGUCACGACCUGGACCACCGGGGCUACACGAACACCUACUUCCAGAAGUUUGAGACGCCCCUCUCCGCGCUGUACUCCACAUCCACCAUGGAGCAGCACCACUUUGCCCAGACGCUCUCCAUCCUGCAGCUGGAGGGGCACAGCGUCUUUGAGAACCUGGACUCGGCCGAGUACGAGGAGGUGCUGGAGAUAAUUCGCAAGGCCAUCAUUGCCACGGACCUCGCGCUAUACUUUGGCAAUCGCAAGCAGCUGGAGGAGAUCCUGCAGGGAGAGCAGCUGCAGAUCAAGAACCAGGCCCAUCGGGACCGUUUGAUUGGUCUCAUGAUGACGGCGUGUGACCUCUGCUCCGUGACCAAGCUGUGGCCGGUGACCAGAGCCACCGCCAACGACAUCUACGCGGAGUUCUGGGCGGAGGGAGACGAGAUGAAGAAAAAUGGAAUCCAGCCGAUAGCCAUGAUGGACCGAGACAAGAAGGACGAAAUCCCUCAGGGCCAGGUGGGCUUCUAUAACGCGGUGGCCAUCCCGUGCUACACCACCCUGGUUGAGAUUCUCCCCACAGCCAACCCCCUCCUGCAGGGAGUCAGGGAGAACCUGGCCCAGUGGGAGAAGUUGGUCCGAGGUGAGGACACCUCGGUGUGGAUCCAGUCGCAGUCCCUCCCCAACGAUGACACCAUUCCCGUCGAGAUCGACAACUGAGAGAGAGCGAGAGAGAGAGAGACGUUAAAAAGGAAACAAAUACACGAAUCGGAAAGGAACGAUGACGGAAGAAGAGCGGGAAUGGCGAGAAAAGAGCCCGCUCGUUGCCGCGUAGGGCCUUUUCCCUCGCGGCAGAGGGCAGCGCGGGCGUGGCAGGGACGAUGCAAGGACGGCGCUGUGAGUGGGGGACGGUAGCGGCGGGUUUCCAGGUUCGACGCGCGUGGCGCACCGCCGUCUGCGUCGUUGGGGGACGUCACGCAAGCGUGCGCUUACGUACGCCAGCCGCGUGCAGGGAGACUGAGAAAGUGCGAACGGCCAACUUUGGGCCUCAAAACGGGUUGCCUUAACAAGAAAGCGCAGAAAUAAAAAAAAUGUCGCGCUUCGAAAACUACUACUACUGCUACGGCUACAACAACAUCGACGAAAGACACCAAACGAUUUUUUAAAAAGUAUUUUGUUACGUUUCAUGAAGUACAGCGAUGCUGUUAGCUGCCUGUUAAUGUCGGGUUCAAGAAAAACCGGAGCAAAAAAAAAAAAGAAAUAUAUUUUUGUUUUGUUUGCGAAAACAAAAUCGCACCACAGCGAGAGACGAUGACUGCGGCGCGGCGUUCCUUCGCGCCGUUUCGUUCACCGCGGACCUCUCCCCUCGCUCCCCCCGGCUCCAGCCUCACCUGCGCCAGGCUCGCUGCGGCCCGGCCAUGUCGCUCAUUCCAGCGUGCCUGCCUACCUGCAUGUCAGCCGUGUGGAUCGCUCGUCGGCACGUCACGUGAUCAAAACCGGCCAAUGGAGAGGCCGCCGGAGGGCCAGUGUCGUUGGAGAGUCUCAUCGAUGAAUGAUUCAGUUUGCUCGAUGAGCCAAAAAGGGAACGUGCUGGUUUCACUGGUUUUGACUCGUGCAGACGAUUGGCACGAUUGGCUACGUACGGUGCGAAAGAAGUUAAACAUGCAUUACACACGAUGGUCUACGCUUGCUGCGGUACGUUCAGCGACUGCACAGGAAUGGGGCGGCCUGACGCGACAAGGCACGCUCGGCGGUUUGGGGUCAGGACGUGGGGACUGGCAGUCCAGACAAGAAAAAAAGGCCUCUUCUGAGGGGGGCCUCUGUCCCAAAGGUCUCCAUGUCAACGUUCAGCCAAUCUCGCAUGUGCGAGCUCUGAAAUGAAAAUAAAAACAAAAGACUGAAAUUAACGAAAAGACUUUGAACAGAGGAGCAUUUUUUGCACUACAUCGUAAUGGCUUGCCUGCAAUUUUAGUAAGGAAUAAGUUAACCCUCAAGAGUUUAGCCUCAUUGUAGAGACUUGAGAUUGGAGCGAAAGGCCCGCUCAUUGGAACUCUGUGAAGACGGUGUGAAACUGUUGCAUCGGACAAAAAAACCUAAAGAUUUAACCAUUGAAUGCAGAGUGGCGUUUGAAGGAAACAAGCGGGCACGAGCCAUUUUUGCGAGACGCCUUACCGGGGAGGGGAAUUAUUUUUUUUGGUUGUCUGAAGUAAAAAAGAGAUCAGGGCUUUUUCUUUUCAUGACUGCACUUUCGAGCAAAUGUUGGGAAACACUCCGACGUAUGUGUCUAACACGUGGGUGAAAUGACUUUAUAAUGAACUCAUUAAGCUUAUUGUAGUCGCCACCGAACGGACGUGUAACACGAUGUACUUCAGCAGAGGGUAACUUUUAGCCUCUUUGUUAAUAAAUAACCCAACCAUAAUCUUAACGUAUAACUGAUCGCAUAUACCUGCCACAUACCGUAAUGCAUGUUGUACACUGCUGACAUGAAUUGGGAGUAUUAUUGAAUAUUUAUAUUUGAUAACACAUCACCGCAGUGGGCACAAGCUACUUCCGUGACGGCUCUCGAAUUGCCGCCUGGCUGUAUGCGUGGAAGUUGUUCCACGCACGCAAAUGACAAAUGGUGAGACAGCGCAACGCCUCCCUUCGUUCGUGACUUUCGCUUGGUAGCGUCGAUGAUCGGUCAUCACCUGACCAUGACUGCCCGCAGUCUCUGGGCACGAUCCAUUGAAAACAUGAACCCCACCGCCUUGCAUUCAGCCACAACUCGCAUUACAGGACAAAUAUGUUUUGUUCCCAGACUCCCCGCACCCCCGAAAGGUCAACCGUUGUGUAGCCGCACGUAUCUUGCGAAACGAACGACACGAAUGCAAGAAACUGUUUCAAUCUCGGCGAUUGGUAACCAGCAAAUUAAUAAUCAUCAUAAUAAUUUCACAAUGAUUUA
Molecule: messenger RNA, 5304 nt
Organism: Petromyzon marinus (sea lamprey)
Lineage: Eukaryota; Metazoa; Chordata; Hyperoartia; Petromyzontiformes; Petromyzontidae
Source: RefSeq, a predicted model, not a curated record